Messenger RNA from Talpa occidentalis (Iberian mole), 1513 nucleotides. RefSeq names its product mitochondrial ribosomal protein L9 (gene MRPL9). Gene Ontology annotation, biological process: translation. The record is from RefSeq and is a predicted model, not a curated record. Bases 1 to 795 code for a protein of 264 amino acids. Gene Ontology annotation, molecular function: structural constituent of ribosome. The transcript is spliced from 7 exons. Lineage: Eukaryota; Metazoa; Chordata; Mammalia; Eulipotyphla; Talpidae. Gene Ontology annotation, cellular component: mitochondrion; ribosome.
AUGGCGGCGGCCGCGGGCCGCGCUCUGCUGCGGGCGGGCACCGAGCGGCUGCUGCGAGGAGGGCUCCCGGCGCUACUCCGGCCGCGACUUGAGGGGAGCACCCCCGGCCCGCAGCGCGACUUCAGCCUGUCUUGCAGUCGGGGCACGGUCAUCGUGGAGCGCUGGUGGAAGGUGCCCCUGGCCGGAGAGGGCCGGCAGCCGCGUCUGCACCGGCGACACCGCAUCUACAAGCUGGUGGAGGACACGAAGCAUCGACCUAAAGAGAAGCUGGAGCUCAUCCUCACGCAGUCAGUGGAGGGACUUGGAGUCCGGGGUGACCUCGUGGCAGUGAAGAAAUCAGUGGGCCGAAAUCGUCUACUUCCUCAAGGACUGGCUGUGUAUGCUUCCCCUGAAAACAAAAAGAUGUUUGAAGAGGAGAAAUUGCUGAGACAAGAAGGAAAAUUAGAGAAGAUCCAGACCAAGGCAGGUGAGGCGACAGUGAAAUUUCUGAGACAUUGUCACCUGGAGGUGGGAAUGAAGAACAAUGUCAAAUGGGAGCUAAACCCUGAGAUAGUUGCCCGCCACUUCCUCAAAAAUCUUGGUGUUGUGGUUGCCCCACAUGCCGUAAAGUUACCAGAAGAGCCCAUCACUCGGUGGGGCGAGUACUGGUGCGAGGUGACGGUAAAUGGGCUUGACACUGUGAAGGUACCUAUGUCUGUGGUGAACUUUGAGAGGCCCAAAACCAAAAGAUACAAGUACUGGUUAGCCCAGCAAACUGCCAAGGGAACAGCUCCCACCAACUCCCAGAGUAUCUGAGCCUGCUGUCCCUGAAAACUGCCAAGCAGAAUCAGAGGCGCAGGGGAGCAGAGGUGAAGCAGCAUCUUGAUCUCAGCCCAGCUCUGACCAAAUUCGGAAUUGUAGAGAGCACGUGGGGCAUCAGACUGAACUGCACUUGUUGGAUUCUCCAUGUUUGCCUUCUCCAUCCUCACUGUUCUCACAUGGACCUUGUUGGGACAGCAAGAGCACCAGGCUAUUGCUUGAUAAGCUGAAGAUUAAAAGACCAGAACAGUCUAGACUCUUAUUUGGCCUCUUCCUCCAUUGAAACUCAUUGGAACAAAUGGAAGAGCUAGCCAUGUUCUCCAGUAUUUGGUUUAUGCUCAUCAUCCAGACUGAACAUUUGUAUCUCAAAAAGAAAUAAAGAGCUUGUGUUCUUUUAUGGUGGUGUUAUUGGGCUUGAGGAGAUAGGGCACAGGACAUCCAAGUGGGGUGUCCUCUUGAGCCUUGCUGCUAAGAAGGAAGAAAAGAACACAUCUGCAGGCUACCCUACAGUUAACGAACAAACUACUCAAACUACUCAAAGCGGUAUCUUUGGGCUUAAAACUUAACCUCAUUAGGUAUGUUGAUAACAUCAUUGGUAUGAAUAAGCACAAUGGAUUCUGUUUCUCUGAGGAGAUCUGAAUAAAGACCUAAGGGUAAUUGGAGAAGAUGAAGCAGAGAUGCUUAAAAGAGGGAACUUCUAUUUUGUUUCUUAAAC